Messenger RNA from Sciurus carolinensis (gray squirrel), 9463 nucleotides. RefSeq names its product epidermal growth factor receptor (gene Egfr). Gene Ontology annotation, cellular component: signaling receptor complex; basal plasma membrane. Gene Ontology annotation, biological process: cell surface receptor protein tyrosine kinase signaling pathway; positive regulation of epithelial cell proliferation; cell differentiation. The record is from RefSeq and is a predicted model, not a curated record. The transcript has 28 exons. Lineage: Eukaryota; Metazoa; Chordata; Mammalia; Rodentia; Sciuridae. Gene Ontology annotation, molecular function: epidermal growth factor binding; epidermal growth factor receptor activity; ATP binding. Bases 247 to 3876 code for a protein of 1209 amino acids.
CGCGCAAGCUAGACGUCUGGGCAGCCCCCGGCGCAGCGCUGCAGCCUCCGCCUCCUGCACGGUGUGCGCGCCCGCGGCCAGGGCGGCCCGAACAAGUCCCGGCUGCUGCCGCCGCCCAGACCGGACGACAAGCCACCUAGGCGUCUGCCCGAGUCUCCGCCUCAUCGCCGCCGACACCGCACACGGUCGCCUGACUCAGUCCGGGAUUAAUUGUGGUGAGCCGGAGCCAGCUCCUCGGGGGCAGCAAUGCGACCCUCCAGGACGGCCGGAGCCUCGCUGCUGGUGCUGCUGGCUGCGCUAGUCUGGGCGAGUUGUGCAUUGGAGGAAAAGAAAGUUUGUCAAGGCACAAGUAACAAACUCACCCAGUUGGGCACUUUUGAAGAUCACUUUCUGAGCCUCCAGAGGAUGUUCAAUAAUUGUGAAGUGGUCCUGGGGAACUUGGAAAUUACCUACGUGCAAAAGAAUUAUGACCUUUCCUUCUUAAAGACCAUCCAGGAAGUUGCUGGUUAUGUACUUAUCGCCCUCAACACAGUGGAGAGGAUUCCUUUGGAAAACCUGCAGAUCAUCAGAGGAAAUGUGCUCUAUGAAAAUACUUAUGCCUUAGCAGUCCUGUCUAACUAUGGUGCAAAUAAAACUGGACUGAGGGAGCUGCCCAUGAGAAACUUACAGGAAAUCUUGCAUGGCGCCGUGCGGUUCAGCAAUAACCCUGUCCUCUGCAACGUGGACACCAUCCAGUGGCGGGACAUCGUCGACCACAACUUUCUGAGCAACAUGUCAAUGGACUUGCAGAACCACCUGGGCAGCUGCCAAAAGUGUGAUCCAAGCUGUCCCAAUGGAAGCUGCUGGGGUGCAGGAGAGGAAAACUGCCAGAAACUGACCAAAAUCAUCUGUGCCCAGCAGUGUUCAGGACGCUGCCGUGGCAAGUCCCCCAGCGACUGCUGCCAUAACCAGUGUGCAGCUGGCUGCACGGGUCCCCGGGAGAGCGACUGCCUGGUCUGCCGCAAGUUCCGAGAUGAAGCAACGUGCAAGGACACCUGUCCACCACUCAUGCUCUACAACCCCACCACAUACCAGAUGGAUAUCAACCCCGAGGGGAAGUAUAGCUUCGGUGCCACCUGUGUGAAGAAGUGUCCCCGGAACUAUGUGGUGACAGAUCAUGGUUCGUGUGUCCGGGCCUGCGGUUCUGACAGCUAUGAGAUGGAGGAGGAUGGUGUCCGCAAGUGUAAGAAGUGUGAAGGGCCAUGUCGCAAAGUUUGUAACGGAAUAGGAAUUGGUGAAUUUAAAGACACGCUUUCCAUAAAUGCUACAAAUAUAAAACACUUCAAAAAUUGCACUUCUAUCAGUGGAGAUCUUCAUAUCCUACCAGUGGCAUUUAGGGGGGACUCCUUCACACGUACUCCUCCGCUAGAUCCAAAGGAACUGGAUAUUCUAAAAACCGUAAAGGAGAUAACAGGGUUUUUGCUGAUUCAGGCUUGGCCUGAAAACAGAACUGACCUCCAUGCUUUUGAGAACCUGGAAAUCAUACGUGGAAGGACAAAGCAACACGGUCAGUUUUCUCUAGCAGUUGUUGGCUUGAACAUAACAUCCUUGGGAUUACGCUCCCUGAAGGAGAUAAGUGAUGGAGAUGUGAUAAUUUCAGGAAACCGAAAUUUGUGCUAUGCAAACACAAUAAACUGGAAAAAACUAUUUGGAACUUCCAGUCAGAAAACCAAAAUUAUAAACAACAGAGGUGAAAAAAACUGCAAGGACACAGGCCACAUCUGUAAUCCCUUGUGCUCAUCCGAGGGCUGCUGGGGCCCUGAACCCAGAGACUGCGUCUCCUGCCAAAAUGUCAGCCGAGGCAAGGAAUGUGUGGAAAAGUGCAACAUUCUAGAGGGGGAGCCCAGGGAGUUUGUGGAGAAUUCUGAGUGCAUCCAGUGCCAUCCAGAAUGCCUGCCCCAGAUCAUGAACAUAACCUGCACAGGCCGGGGACCAGACAACUGCAUAAAGUGUGCCCACUACAUCGAUGGCCCCCACUGUGUCAAGACCUGCCCAGCUGGAAUCAUGGGAGAAAACAACACCCUGGUCUGGAAAUAUGCAGAUGCCAGCCGUGUCUGCCACCUGUGCCACCCAAACUGCACUUAUGGAUGUGCUGGACCAGGGCUUGCAGGCUGUGCCACAAAUGGACCCAAGAUCCCAUCCAUUGCUACUGGGAUUGUGGGUGGCCUCUUCUUGCUGGUGAUGGUGGGCCUUGGGAUCGGCCUUUUCAUGAGAAGGCGCCACAUUGUCCGGAAGCGCACGCUGCGUCGAUUGCUGCAGGAGAGAGAGCUUGUGGAGCCUCUGACGCCGAGUGGAGAAGCCCCCAACCAAGCUCUCCUAAGGAUCUUAAAGGAAACAGAAUUCAAAAAGAUCAAAGUUCUGGGCUCAGGAGCAUUUGGCACUGUGUAUAAGGGACUCUGGAUUCCAGAAGGUGAGAAAGUUAAAAUUCCUGUAGCCAUCAAAGAAUUAAGAGAAGCAACAUCUCCAAAGGCCAAUAAAGAAAUUCUUGACGAAGCCUACGUGAUGGCCAGCGUGGACAAUCCUCAUGUGUGCCGCCUCCUGGGUAUCUGCCUGACCUCCACUGUCCAGCUUAUCACACAGCUCAUGCCUUUCGGUUGCCUCCUGGACUAUGUCCGAGAGCACAAGGACAACAUUGGAUCCCAGUACCUACUCAACUGGUGUGUGCAGAUUGCAAAGGGCAUGAACUACCUGGAAGACCGGCGCUUGGUGCACCGUGACCUGGCAGCCAGGAAUGUCCUUGUGAAGACACCACAGCAUGUCAAGAUUACGGAUUUUGGAUUGGCCAAACUGCUAGGUGCUGAGGAGAAAGAAUACCAUGCAGAGGGAGGAAAGGUGCCUAUCAAGUGGAUGGCUCUGGAAUCAAUUUUACACCGAAUUUAUACCCACCAAAGUGAUGUCUGGAGCUAUGGAGUCACCGUUUGGGAGUUGAUGACUUUCGGGUCCAAGCCUUAUGAUGGAAUCCCUGCAAGUGAGAUCUCAUCCAUCCUGGAAAAAGGAGAGCGCCUUCCACAGCCACCCAUCUGCACUAUUGAUGUCUACAUGAUCAUGGUCAAGUGCUGGAUGAUAGAUGCAGAUAGUCGCCCGAAGUUCCGUGAGUUGAUUGUGGAAUUCUCCAAAAUGGCUCGAGAUCCCCAACGCUACCUUGUCAUUCAGGGGGAUGAAAGAAUGCAUUUGCCAAGCCCUACAGACUCCAAUUUUUAUCGUGCCCUGAUGGAUGAAGAAGACAUGGAAGAUGUGGUCGAUGCUGAUGAGUACCUCAUCCCACAGCAGGGCUUCUUCAACAGCCCAUCUACGUCUCGGACUCCCCUCUUAAGUUCUCUGAGUGCAACCAGCAACAAUUCCACUGUGGCUUGCAUUAAUAGAAAUGGGCAGAGCUGUUCCAUCAAGGAGGACAGCUUCUUACAGCGGUACAGCUCAGACCCAACUGGCGCCUUAACAGAGGACAGCAUAGAUGAUACAUUCCUCCCAGCACCUGAAUAUAUAAACCAGUCUAUUCCUAAAAGGCCUGCAGGAUCUGUGCAGAACCCCGUCUAUCAUAAUCAACCCCUGCAUCCAGCUGCUGGCAGAGACCCACACUACCAAAAUCCCCACAGCAACGCCGUGGGCAACCCCGAAUAUCUCAACACCACCCAGCCUACCUGUGUCAACAGUGUAUUCGACAGCUCCACCCACUGGGCCCAGAAAGGCAACCAUCAAAUUAAUCUGGACAACCCUGACUACCAACAGGACUUCUUGCCCAAGGAAUCCAAGCCAAAUGGCAUCUUUAAGGGUCCCACAGCUGAAAAUGCAGAAUACCUACGGGUAGCACCACCAAGCAGUGAAUUUAUUGGAGCAUGACCAUGGAGGGCAGCAUCAGCCAUAAAGAUUCUAGACUUUUCAGAAACCCAGGACCAAGCCAAGGCAGCUACUUCACUCCUGAUAGCCAUGCCCUUGUUAACUCUCAGACACCUGGACUGGUUUUACCACAUGAGCUGUGAUCAGCUCCUUUCAACCAGGAAGUGCCCCCUCCUUCGAUGCACUUUGGGAAGUUGUAGGCUCAUUCCUUGAUCUCCAAACUGUGAAACUUCCACAAAAAGGCAUCCAGGAAGAAAGUUGUACGUUUGAGCAGAAGAUUACCUUUCAGUGAGGUAUAUUAGAAAAAAAUAAAGAAAUAUACAAGGAGUUUUACUGCUUGGGGAUCUUUGGAAUUUUCAAUUGUCACUAUUGAUUUUGAUUUAAUGGGCUCUUCCAAGGAGAAAGAAAUUUACUUGUAGCCCUUGCUACACUGAGUUGAUCCAGACCCACUGUGACCAAGAAGCACGGGUUACAAGUCUUCCAGCUAACACUUGAUUCCACUGGCUCUGCUUCAAGACUCUUCCAUUGCAAGACAACUAAAUAUACAAGAAGUCCUGCAUGUCCUAAGCAGGCCAGAUUGGCACUGAAUCAAAUCAAGGCAGGUACAAUAGGAUAAGCCACUUUGUUCUUUCCUGGGUGAAGAAUUGAAGGGGUUGAAUUCUCCUUCAGAUUUACUUUUGUAUAAAUGUUUCCAUGGUACUACUCCCCAUUAGCUCACCAGUAUUUUCUAAUUAUGAGUAUUAGACUUACUUGUUUAUUUUCCAUUCAAUUGUUUUGAAACUUAUUAUGCUUUCCCUGUCUUAAUGUCAUGAAGUCAGCAAAAGGAGAUGGUACAUCAGGAGUAACUAAGAUUCCAUAUUUGCUCCAUCAGUGUUCAGACCCGUAGCCUUUAAAUAAGAUAUAACAACACUGCAAAAGUUCACAAAGGACCAUGGUCCUCAAAUUUGAGUCUCAGAUGAAAUGAAUCAAGUCCUUGGGAGAAUAUGUCAUGAGACUACAAAAACGAUACUGAUCUUAAGAUUCAUUUCACCUUCACACCUCUUCACAUAUACCCCAAAUUAGUUUUAGACUACUCAUGGGAGUCAUUUCAUUUUAAAAGAUUUUUGUUUGUUUGUUUGUUUGUUUGUUUACUGGAAGGGUACGUGUUCCUGCCUGGUAAUCUACCCUCAAAGUCCUUUCUGGCCCUUUGUGAAAGAAUAUCUAGGCCCUGAGGCUACUAUUGCAAGAACCAACACCCAGAAUAGGCACAUUGUAAAGGUGAAAAGAAAGAGAACAUUAUAAGUAGAGUGAAAUUCAAGUGGCAAACGUGAAAUUAGAGUUCUAAAUCAAUGAGGAUGCUUUCACAUCUUUAGAUGUUUUAAGAGGGGAGAAAUUCAUCCUAAAUUAAUGUCCCUAUAAUUGGACUGUCCAACUAGUUAGGAUCCCAACUUUUUUCCCCCUAAUUUUCUCAUCCUUGCAACUUAGUUGGUUAAUGGCAAUCCUUUGUAAAGAAUGUUUUAAAUCCUCAUUGUCAACAUGUUCUCCUUCCUGCUCAUCAAGGAAGAAAUCCCUAUUUUAAGAAAUCCACAUAUAGUAAAGGAAGUGGACUCACAAAUAGCAACCUUUAAAACAACAUGACAAAUAUUGUAUGUCAGCUAAACACAAGAACUCAGAACAGGCAUGGGUGAAUUUCUCCUGGGGAUACCUAGAAGGUUCAUCAAGGAGGUGAUACUGCAAAUACUGCAACUAGGACUUUAACAUGACCAGGGUCUAAGCCACAGGGGAAAGGGAACGUGGACUCUCAGCAGAGGGAGUCCCAACCAAGAAAGCAUCUAGAGAAAUUCAUGGAUGAAGUAGGUUUAAAGGCAAGUUCAGUCAUCCUGACAUGCCACUCCUUUAGGCCUGAAACUAGGCUUGCAGAAUCCCCCAGGUUCCAUAAAUGUCCCUUCCCUUCUGGGCUACCAUCUAUCAACAUGAUUAAUGAGAAGAUUAAGGAACAUUUUAAGAACCUAAGAUACGCCAUUGUCAUAAAACCACUUUCAUUAUUCACCUCAGUACUCAAAAAGGAAAGAAAAACUUUAGUCAGUGUGUAUUCAGACCUGGGAAACAGAAUGACUCACUUUCUGCUGUCACUUAUUUGUCAAGAAGCAGAUGAUUGGUGAGCAAGAGCAGUCCUAAGCCAGUUGAAUUGUAGCAAUGAAAUUCUAGUAUUUUUGUACUUUGAAAUACUUUCCUAUAACAAAAUAAACUACAAAAACAAUUCAAAUUUGCCUUUCUUCUCUUUGUACUUCAAUUUUUCCUGCAUAAAAUCUUAUUCCUAUUUAUUCUAAGAUUCCUAUUUAUUCUAUAAAAUGUUUUAUGUCUAUUCAGGGAGACAUUGAGGCUAUCCCAGUGCCACUAUGGGAAAGGAGCUACCAGGUUCUCAUUACUUCCAUAUCACAUCCCUGACAGGUCCAAUCUCAAAGUUUGUACUCACUUUCAUUCUUCCUCAUCGAUAAUCAUUCCAAAUACCUUCCUAAGCAUCUGUCUGCUAAUUCUUCCUCAGUUAGUUCCUAGAAGACCUUUCCCUGUGACCCCAGCCUCAAAUCUGCCCUUUGGAAACAGAGUUCAAAAGAAAGUAAGAGUCAGGAACUAACAAUGGGACACAAAUUUUGCUUACAUCUUUUCACAGUCUGUAAGAAGUCUCUAUCAUUAUACACUAUGAAAAAUACUUACCACCUCAUGAUAAAAAAAAAGAUGAAUCUUUCAAACUCUAAAUAUGCUGUGAGUCCCCUUGCCAUUCCUUUUACAAGUAGGAGUCCAAUGGAGGCACCAUAUUACAUUCCAGCUGAUGAUGAGAAAGCUUAGGUAUCUGUUGAAAGUUCUUAAGUUUGUUUUAGACUCUCCACCCAAGCUGCAGCCAUUGAAGAACUAUGGAUUGUGUACACAGGAAUGGGACGGUCCCCAGGCUGGGAUGCCCUUUGUAAUUCCUGGGCCCAAUCAAAGGAUUCUGAUUUGUUUUUCUCAAGUGAAGUCAGGAUCAUGAACUUUUCGGGGUGCUCACCCCAGAUUAUUCCAUUGUGCACCAAAUUUUUGUGCACCAAAGAUUUGAGCAUCAAUUGUGUAAAUGAAAGUCCAAGAGAGCAAGCCUUGGCACUCACCAGUGGGACUCCCACCCACACUCCCAUCAAGUCCUUUGGUUGCACAUGUGUAGUAUGCAGCUGUUGCCUGAUGGUGAUAAGCCAGUUCUCACUCUCACUGCAAACAAGAAUCCUGAGAGUUUAAAAGAGAAGUCUAGAAUCUCUGGAAACCCAUUCAAUUAGAAUUUCUAAGGUUCUCCCACUUAGUUCUAACAUACACACCCUAUAAGCCUGUACCAUGCUCUAAGUCAUGGUAGAAUAAAAAGGCCUAGGUAGUAUAGGGAAUCCCAUAUGUCACUGAAAGAAAAGUUCAUAGCUGCCAAAAUGCCUAAGAUUUAGCCACUAGUGACCAUUCCAAAAGCCUCCAGUUCCUUACUUCCAGUGGUUUAUACUGAAAAUAGCUAACAUUCAAAUCUGAGCCUUGAUAACUUUAUCAGGACACUUUGCAUUUUCUAAAAAGUGAGUUAUAAAAGCCAGUCUCCUUUCCCCCACCCUCACUCAGUGAGUUGCUCCCUCUUAAGAGGAGCUGUUGAAAUUACCCUUAAUCUGUACUCUGUAUUUCUUUCUUUUGAUAAGCACACGUUUUUAUUAUAACAUGAUAAUCUGUUUAUAUUUCCUUACCUGAAGCUAUAAAACCUUAACUGAACAGAAAUCCCUGCCUCUUUUCCCAGCCACACCUACCAUACUAGGGACAAACAUCUUUGUACUAUUAAAGACACAUUCAGACAGGUUUUGAAAUGUAGAUCUAUUUUUGUAACUUUUUUGUAGCAUAUUGUCCUCUUCAUGUAGCACUGAUCUUUGUAAAGUAUAUUUUUAGGAAACUCAUUUUUCUACUAAAGGAAGUAGUUUACUUUAGAAAGACUGCAAUAGAAUUAAAAAUUGAAAUUCAAAUCUUUGCUUAUAAGGGUUAAACUAAAGCAAGAGAACUCUUUCUUAAACAAAGGUAACCUCAUUGCAGAGCUAAGUUAGGUCAUUGUCAUGGUGAAUAGAAGAAUCAUCAAUUUGAUAUUUAUAAAAUUAGAAAAGAUAGAAAACCCAUUAACUUAGUAUUGAUCUGAAGCAGGUUCUGGUCAGUCUGUUAUUAAAAAGGGAUCACUAUAAGGAUUACUGUCUGUUAUCACUACUAGAAGAAUCCAAAUUCAUGCUCUAUUCUGAUCAUCUGCCAAUAUGACCUUAUAUAUGUAACAAAAGCAGUAAUAUAGCACUUUUGGGCUUAUAUGUCCUAAUCUGGCUUAACACAAAUUAUUUUUAUUAUAAUUGAUAUUCAUUUACCAGUAUAGACUUAGAAGUAUGUGGACAACCAUAAAUGUUUAUUUACCAUGUUUGGAACAUUCAACAUAUUCAUGAAAUCCACCAAGAGUCUUAUCAAGUCUAAUCAUAACCACCCUAAAGAAGCUCCCCUGGCUACACCUUGAAAUCACCUGGGGACCUUUCAAAACCUUUAAAACCCAGCUAUAUCUGAGACUAAUUAUACCAUUCUCUAUGAGAGAGACCCAGGUAUUUGUACUUUUUAAAACUCCUGAAGUCAUUCCAGUGCACAACCAAAGUCAAGAGCCACCAGCUCAGGGAAUAGCCACAGAGACCUGGACUUGCAGGUAACUUCUGCAGAGUGGGUGACUCCCAGGCCCAGAGAAUUCUAAGACACAAAGAUAGCAUCUGUCACUAAGUAGUAGAAGAGUUCCCAUGAUGGCUUCCCAUGCACUAGAGGGCAGAGUGUCUAACCAAUGGAGGAAAAGCAAAGGAAGUAUAAAACAGACACCUAUUUUUGUCAUUUCCAAAGUUCCCUCUCUAUUAAAGGUGAACUAGUAGUAAAAUAAAGGUAGUGAGUAUUCCUGCUGCUUUCGCAACUGACAUUGUUGCCCUCCCAAGUGACCUUUAUUUCCCAGAGUGAAGGAUAACCUUGAUCUAUCAGUUACAUUAGAAAGAGUGGCCUUGAAGAGGAUUGAUAAAUAGUUGAAUGACUUUAAUAGAAAUAAGUGCAAGAGGAUUUUUAUACUUUUUUCAUAAACUAUACCUGGGGUAGAAACUGAAGCAACUAAUUGUGGUUUUACUUUCAUGUACAUCUGCACAGUCACAGUGUAUCCUCUGAGAUCCUAAGCUUGUCAUGCCUGAAUCGCCAACAGAAGUAUUAAGAAUCCCCACCCCAUCACCUAGAUAGACAUUUCUAGAUGCAUUUACUUUCUUUAAAUUUUUUUUAAAAAUCCAUUGACCUGAUUUGGCUACAAAAUAAUCUUUCUGUAUAAUCUCUUAGAAAUUAAGAGAUCUCAUGGAUCUAAUGACUGGUAUUAGAAGUAAUGAUGUAACUGAUUUAACACCAGACAGCAAUAACUUCAUGUUAGUUAUUCAAACAAUAGCUUUAUAGCAUCUUUAUUUGGUAUGUUUUAACCCUGUAAAGUUUUGCAAUGUACAAAUGGAAAGCAAGAUUCUCUUUUAUAUGGUUUAUACUAUUGAUCAGAACAUGUUGAUUGUAUAUUAUUAAAACAUUAGAUGUA